This is a messenger RNA of Hyla sarda, 1146 nucleotides long. It is a transcript of the gene MRAP2, whose product is annotated as melanocortin 2 receptor accessory protein 2. NCBI's taxonomy places the organism in Eukaryota, Metazoa, Chordata, Amphibia, Anura, Hylidae. Gene Ontology annotation, cellular component: plasma membrane; endoplasmic reticulum. Gene Ontology annotation, biological process: protein localization to plasma membrane; regulation of adenylate cyclase-activating G protein-coupled receptor signaling pathway. Gene Ontology annotation, molecular function: type 4 melanocortin receptor binding; signaling receptor regulator activity; type 3 melanocortin receptor binding. The transcript is spliced from 4 exons. The coding region runs from base 332 to 925 and encodes 197 amino acids. The record is from RefSeq and is a predicted model, not a curated record.
CACUGCCCAUUUCUCAGCACUUCUACUAUACAAAACUGUGCACCUUCUUGCUCCUGAUAAAUAACAACAAUACCGCAAGAAUGGACAUUCCCCAUCUCCCAAUACCCGCCUUGCAUCCAGGACUUCAGCUGUGAAGACGCGCUCUUAAUUUUUGAGCGACAAGCAGCGCCACCUCGCGUUCCAACUGUCUCGUUACAUCCUACUGAUGAGGCUGAACUUAGCACUGCGCAGGCGCACUGAUUUUUGUGCCGCAUGGUACUAAGAGCCAGAGAAGUCUAUUGCUGCAAGUGAGAUGCGACAUUUUCAGCGCGUCCUGCGUGCACGGUAAGCUAUGGCUGAACAAAGUGUAAAUGCAAGUAAAACAUCUCAUAAACAACUAUCCAACUCAGACUACAGAUGGGAAUAUGAGUAUUAUGAUUAUGCACCAGUUUCUUUUGAAGGACUGAAGGCUCACAAGUAUUCAAUUGUGAUUGGAUUCUGGGUUGGCCUGGCUGUCUUUGUUAUUUUUAUGUUUUUUGUUUUGACUUUGUUGACCAAAACGGGAGCUCCACACCAAGAAAAUGUGGAUCUGUCAGAAAAAAGAUUCCAAAGCAACAGAUUUGGAGCAGACUUUGGUAGAACAUUAGAAGCUGAUAGAAUCUUCUUCCAUCAAGAAGUAGGAGGAGCUAUGUCACUCUUUCAUAGCUUCAUAAAUGAAGCUGAUCAGUCAGACAGAGCAAAGUCAACUAACAGAUCAGUAGACAAUGGUAUUGUUAUUCACCAACAUUUUAGAAAAUCAACACUUGAGGAAGAUUCAAAUGUUCUAGAAAGAUGUAACCUCCCAAACUUCGUGAGCUCAGACCAUAACUCAUCUUUAGCUGAGGAGGAGCUCCUGAUUUACGACCCACCAAGUGUUUUAGAAAAUGAACCAGCUUGUAGAAACUAGCCUGACCCUAUCAACCGAUCACUCACCUGGGGGAGAUAAUCAAAAAUGGUCUAAAUCAACAAAUACAAAUAGCAACCAAUCACAGUUCAACUUUUUUUUCAAGAGCAGUCUACAAAAGGAAAGCAACCAAUCACAGCCCAGUUUUUGAUUAUCUACCCUAUUGUUCCAGAAUCUGAAUGGCAGUAUUUGUUUAACAUUGGGAAAAUAGAGAAAGGCGUCAA